AUGCUUCAAGCCACUCCAUUGUCAACAAUGCGAGAGAUCGAAUCUCUAACAGAGCCUCGCUCAUCUCUCGUGACUUUUUGCGAGCAUUGUGGCAAACCUCAAGGCGCACAAAUCGUUGAGUCCGGCCCACAGCGGCCAAUGUUGCAUCAACGUGCCAAGGCGGCCGGUAAGGCGAUUGGGAAACUGGUCGUGAACUGGGCGACGGCCGAGUCACUCGGAGCGCCUACAGAUGGAAUGCGCAAUGCGCGGAGGGAAUCAAUGUCUUGCUUCCAGUGCGGCCAGUACUUCACGCACAAUUGGGCUAUCUUUUAUCGAGUAGAAGGGGAGUUCGACCCCGACGAGAUAGGCAAUGCGUGUGAUCCGAUUGCGAGAGGAGCUGGCGGUAAUCGCGCGACGACGUUAAGGACAACGCGCGACUUUCCAAAUUUGAACUUGGAUUGAAGAACAUAGUAGACAAAUAUGGAAAAGAUUGGAAUUUAGUCACCCGGCCCGAUGAACGAACGCGGUUUGAAGAAUGAACA
Molecule: messenger RNA, 521 nt
Organism: Mytilinidion resinicola
Lineage: Eukaryota; Fungi; Ascomycota; Dothideomycetes; Mytilinidiales; Mytilinidiaceae
Exons: 1
Coding region: 1-441 (146 amino acids)
Source: RefSeq, a predicted model, not a curated record